AUGAAUGCGACCGCGACCACCAUCGACCUAUCGGUAGAGGCCACCCCCGGGUACGUGCAUGCCGACCACCUCACGCCCGACAGCGCCGCCCUGACCUCGGACCUGCUCAACAUCAACCAUGCUGCAUACCAUACCCGAUGGGAGGCUACCUUUCACAACCAUAUCGUCCACCACCAGCUGGCUCUGUGGGCCUUGGGGGCCACUCCAGGCGAGAUCCAAGCCAUGUGGGAUUUCAACACCCCCUACCAAUCUUCCAUCCAGCGCAACGGGGCCACACUCUUGCCGGACUUCGAUCUGACCGACCCGGUCGUCUUCACCGCGUCGCUUGGAAAGGAUGAGUGCUAUGACCACUUCCUCAAGUUCUUCGAGGCCGAAGUGGCCGCCAAGGGGAUGCAAACCGUGGUCCGAGAAUACGUCCUGCAAGGGGAUGCGCGCGCCGAUGACAUCCUAGGCCGCAUGUUUUCCGAUCUCGUGCAUCCGAUGAUCCACCUGGGGUGUGGGAUCGAGUUUCACCAGCCAGCCAUCGUGGCCGAGGCCCUGGCGGGGGCCUGCGUGCAUGACAACUGGCCCAUCAAGUUCCUCAUCCCUACCGAGCAGUACGUGCGGACCGAACCCAACCUCCCGCGUCGGUCUCUGCUCGAAAUCCUCGACGCGCUUCGCCAAGACCCCGAGAUCGCGUCCGGGGUCAAAGCCUCGGAUCCGUUCAACAAAAUCCCGGACGGUUUCCUCCAGCGCAUCACGGCCGACCAGCUGGCGCCGGUGCUGGGUCAGUUCCAAGUAGCUCCAACGGACGAGGGCCUGCAGCGCGGCAUGGCGGAUCUGAUGUACACGGCAGCCUUUAUGGUAGGAGCGGCGCAGCGUCCAGGCAAGCGUGAGUCCAUUGACUUUGUGCUCUUGCACUGCUGCACCCUCGCCGUCUUCUUCCCGGCCAUCUUGGCACAGGACUGGCUGUCCAACGAACACAAGGCACGGUUACUGACGGCCACGGCACGGGUCAACGCUGUCAUGUAUGCCGGCUGCGGCAGUCCCGCGCUGGAUGCCAGCCGCGUGCUCACCUACCAGCCGCGCCAGCCGUCGACGGGGUGGCGCGAACUUUUCCAGCGCGCAGUGAUCUACCGCGAUGAAGGUCAUGCUGCCAAGCUAGUACGUGCCCUCUACAGUCUGGAAGCGCUUCCAGAACCAGCCCCAGGAUUCCCCCUAAAUAAGGGCGACUUUCUCACAAUUGCGCACAUGGUCAUGGAUUCUAUAGAAAUGGCGUUUGAGGCAGAUGGGCCCCAGGUGCCUCAGUCGGUGUCGGAGGGGAUCCGGGACCGUCUGGGUCCUGGUGCAGGAAUGGUGGUGGAUAACAUGCGGCGCUGGGUGUUUUAUGGCGGGUUGGAGGGGGCCUGGGACCGUCGGCCGGAUUUGCGUACGGUCUCUCGUUGA
Messenger RNA from Aspergillus sclerotioniger CBS 115572, 1425 nucleotides. Its product is annotated as questin oxidase family protein. Lineage: Eukaryota; Fungi; Ascomycota; Eurotiomycetes; Eurotiales; Aspergillaceae. Gene Ontology annotation, molecular function: oxidoreductase activity. The transcript has 2 exons. The coding region runs from base 1 to 1425 and encodes 474 amino acids. The record is from RefSeq and is a predicted model, not a curated record.